GCAUUUGCAUUUAUAUCUGCUGAUAAAAUUUGUGUUUUGUUAGUUUUAUGCUUCUAAUGUAAAUUUUGUCAAUGCUUUUGUUUUUAGGGGCCAUUCUCUACAAGCAUCUUGCUCUUUUAUGGUCCUAGCCAUAUCUUGUAUUAUCUAUUGUAUAAUUAUGUACACUGUAUGAUUUAAUAUUUAUGGUUGAAUAAAUUAAAUUGAAUUGAAGUGAAAAAUUGAAUACAAAAAAUGGAAGAAUCUCCCAAUAAUCAAUGUGGGAAAUUCAAUGAUAAAAAUUAAUAAGUAAAGUAUCAAUUUACAGUAGAUUGAAAAGUUGAAAUCUGCAUUUUCAAACAGUGAUUUUGUUGCCAAUUUAGUGUGAUUUUUCUCUCAUCUAGUUUUGAAGGUGAAAAUCAAGUCCAUGCAACUUGAUAACUCUCCUUUUGAGAGUCUGGCGGAACAUAAUUUCACCGAAUACGAGCACAUUCAAGGACGUGUCAAACGGGUAUUAAAGGACGAGUCUUCAUUCGCCAAUGUUGGUGAUCAUAUUUCCUUUUACUCUCCGGUCUCGGCUUGUGUGUUUCCACCUCUUGAACUAGAUAGGCCUUACGCCAUAGGAGGAAAGCUGAUAGAUGGACGGCUAAUAGUUGGAUCAUGUGAUGGGAUAGCCAUGAGGUUUGAUGAGCUAAAACUUGAUCAAAGGAAAGGAUUCAAGAGACGUUACAAGAAACAGUGUGCCUCCUGUCUAAUUGAGGGCGCUGGUGAGCAAGAAAACCUUCCCGAUACUGAAGGAUCUGGACUAUCGAGCAAAGAAGGAUGUAUUUAUAAUCCUGAGGCUUCCCAGAGUUUCGGUGGCCAGGACUGUGAAUACCUGUAUUCCUUCUGUAAGCUCAGGAAACGCACUGGUGACUGUCGUUGGAAGCGUAUUGCCCAUUAUGAUACUUGCUUUGCUGAAAGAGAAGCCCUACAGAUUGAUAGCCAGCCUUAGAGUGAUCAUUGGUGACCUGAACCCCAAUCCCCACAACCACCCCCAAAAUAUACCUACAAUAACUCAAGGAAAAAUAGAUUAUGAUUUUCAUUGGGUUUGAAAAUGCAGAUCCUAAUUAGCUUUUGAAUGAUAAUUACAUAACUUGUAUGACUUAAUUGAUAAUGAAUCCAAACCCUUACUUGAUCAAGAAAUGAAAAAAUUCACUGACAGCUUCAAAGAAUAAGAAAAUGUUGCUUGAAGCUCAGAGUUCACUCAAGCAUGAGAUGGGCACACUGUGCAAUCUUGGUGACAAUUCAAAGAAGUCCAGAAAAAACUCUGCCAAAGAAUUUCUAGUUUUUAUUUGAAAAUAGAAUAAACGAUUAGUCAUUCUGAUAAGCUAAAUGUUCUAAAUUCUAUGUUUUGGACACCGCAUUACUACUUUGGCUUUACUUUUUUUCAGAGAACCUUCCCUCAUGAUUAGUGGUUGGUUUGGGGUUGAAGGUCACAUUGCAAUGAAUGCAAAUAACCAAAAGACUACAUUUCUCGACAAAAAAUCAUUAAAAUCAGCAGCGGGUAAUAAAUGCUAUCUAUCAGCUUUUUCUCAUUCUAUACCCCUCUACUAAACUAAAAAUUAUUUGAACUUCAAGUUAAUAUGUUGUGAUAUAAUUCUUCUGAGUCCCGCAUUGUGUAAGCCCGGAGAUGUAAGUUUUGAAUAUUACUCAAUAGAUAAUACCAGUAUUGAGUUUCACAAAGGACUUCAUUAAAAAAAUUCUCAGCUUCUGAGAACAGACACACACUAAAAUAAGAAUUACAAUAACACAAGCCACCCUGCUUGAACAUGGGCCUUCGUUCCAAUCAGUCAUAUUUUGUGAAUAUUUGACUUACCCUGGUAUAUCUAAAAAUUCCAGAUUUAAAGGGGAACUGUCAUCCAAAGAAGUCAGCGGGGUUCCUACACUAUGUGAUCAUGUCAAAAAAAUAAUUUUCAUUUUCAGGGGGCUACAACCCACAACAUACAUGUACAGCCUAAAUAUCAAAUCUUGGAUAAGUUUUAAUAUUGCAGUGAAUGGAGUUUUUCUUGGGCUCAUUUUCGAUUUUCAAGGUUCUUUUUAGAAUUUGGGGGCAGUCACCCAGCAUUCCCCCCCUGUAUGUGCUAUAUUGUUUAUUUUGAUGUAGUGAUCUUCCAAGAAAUACACAGUGUAUUAUGGUGAUAAAUAAUAUGGCCAUUGGGCCUUUAUUGAAAGAGCGAAAUGUUUGGAAGCCUCCAUGGUCACUUAUAUAUUUAAACAAAUUGUAAUACCAUAUAUGAUAAUUACAUGCCAACCUAUAAAAUCUUAACAAUCAAAUACUGGAAUGGAAAUUCUGGUGUGGCACAGGCCGCCCUGUAGGAAUAUAAGAAAAUUUGAUUCUACAUCUCAAUGAUGUAUUCAUGAUGUAAUCAUUGGCCGCAACUGUUCUGACCACAAGGUUUGUGACAAAGCAGAAUUUUGAUUUUAGUAUUCCUCACUUUAUGUCAAAUAAAAUAAUUGUACUUCCUAGAACCUUAACAUUUAGUGCGAAAUGAGAUUCGUUCGUGGAGUAUGCACCAGGCAUUAACAUACCUGAGGCUAUAGUGUGGUUGUAAUCCUCAAACUCUUAAUAAAGUCAUCGACCUUUUUCUUCAGUU
Molecule: messenger RNA, 2612 nt
Organism: Lytechinus variegatus (green sea urchin)
Lineage: Eukaryota; Metazoa; Echinodermata; Echinoidea; Temnopleuroida; Toxopneustidae
Exons: 3
Coding region: 404-970 (188 amino acids)
Molecular function (GO): metalloendopeptidase inhibitor activity
Source: RefSeq, a predicted model, not a curated record